This is a messenger RNA of Arctia plantaginis, 246 nucleotides long. Lineage: Eukaryota; Metazoa; Arthropoda; Insecta; Lepidoptera; Erebidae. The record is from the annotation of a GenBank genome assembly.
AUGUAUCCAUGCUCCAUGUCAUGUCAUGGAAACUGUCAAGAAGUACUUCAUAUUUUGUAUUGUGAGGAGGUGAUGGUGCCUACAGAAAAAGAGGAGAAGCACGACCAAGUUCCGAUUAGUGGAUAUGAGCUGCACUUUACCCUGCCAGAAGUAGGCCAGAAACAGUACCGUCCAAGGUCUGCAGCGGCUCUCGGAGGUUUCUUUUUUAAGGUUCAGUUGGGUGCGAUACAGUUAACCCGGUUGUGA